Messenger RNA from Populus nigra (black poplar), 3138 nucleotides. Its product is annotated as heat shock 70 kDa protein 16-like. The transcript has 10 exons. Gene Ontology annotation, molecular function: ATP-dependent protein folding chaperone; ATP binding. Lineage: Eukaryota; Viridiplantae; Streptophyta; Magnoliopsida; Malpighiales; Salicaceae. Gene Ontology annotation, biological process: protein folding. The coding region runs from base 403 to 2712 and encodes 769 amino acids. The record is from RefSeq and is a predicted model, not a curated record. Gene Ontology annotation, cellular component: cytosol; nucleus.
AAAGUAUAAAGAUCAAGAUCAGAUAUUUUAUAAUUCAGAGCUAACCUCUUGCAUACUGGAUUGUACCAAAUUAGGCAAGAAAGAAAAGAGGGGAAGAAAUGUCACUUGUUAUUCGACAAAUGACACGUCGCUCCUGAUUUUCCCUGUUAACUUCAUAAGAAGCGAUCUUCAGAGCUAUUUUAAUAACCCAAACAAACAAACAGUCCCUUCUACAAUUUCUCUACAGUUUCAUCCCUUCGAUUCCAGAGAAAUUAAGCUUCAGAGUGGCAAAAGUUGUGAUUUUGAUUGUUGUUUUCAGAUGGGAUUUGAGGGAUUUUUGAUUUAUUAAAACUAAGAAAGUUGAGGAAAUGUGGGUUUAGUGUUUUAAUUAUUUUGGUUUGAAGUUUGUGAGGUUUAGUGAAAAUGAGCGUGGUGGGAUUUGAUUUUGGGAACGAGAAUUGUGUGAUUGCAGUAGCGAAGGAACGUGGGAUUGAUGUUUUGUUGAACGAUGAAUCAAAUCGUGAGACACCGGCUGUGGUGUCUUUUUUUGAGAAGCAGAGAUUUAUGGGUUCAGAGGGAGCUGCUUCUUUGACUAUGAAUCCUAAAUCGACAGUUUCUCAGGUUAAGCGACUGAUUGGGAGGAAGUUUAAAGAAGUUGAGGUUCAAGAUGAUCUUAAAUUGUUUCCUUUUGAGAUUGUAGAGGGCCAUGAUGGUGGUAUUUUGAUUAAGGUGCAGUACUUGGGUGAGAUUCAUGAGUUUAGUCCAGUUCAGAUUUUGGGGAUGUUAUUUUCUCAUUUGAAACAAAUAGCAGAGAAGAGUCUCGAGAUGCCUAUUUCUGAUUGUGUUAUUGGUAUUCCAUGUUACUUCACGGAUUUGCAAAGACGUGCUUAUUUGGAUGCAGCUGCGAUUGCUGGACUGCGACCUUUGCGGUUGUUGCAUGACUGUACUGCAACUGCACUGGGAUAUGGCAUUUACAAAAAUGAUAUCUCCAAUGCAGGCCCAACUUAUGUUGUAUUUGUUGAUAUUGGUCACUGUGACACCCAGGUCUGUCUGGCAUCUUUCGAGAGUGGACAAAUGAAGAUAUUAUCACAUGCAUUUGACAGGAACCUGGGAGGGAGAGACUUUGAUGAGGUUCUUUUCAGUUAUUUUGCAGCACAGUUCAAGGAGAAAGAUGACAUUGAUGUUUGUACUAAUAUGAAGGCAUCUAUUAGGUUGAGGGCUUCAUGUGAGAAAUUGAAGAAGGUCUUGAGUGCAAAUGCAGAGGCGCCACUUAAUAUAGAGUGCUUGAUGAAUGAAAAAGAUGUUAGAGGUUUUAUUAAGAGGGAGGAGUUUGAAAGGCUGUCAUCAGGUUUGGUGGAAAGCAUUAGUGUUCCCUGUCAAAAGGUCCUGGCUAACUCUGGCCUGACUGUAGAAAAGAUUCAUUCGGUUGAACUUGUUGGUUCUGGGUCUAGGAUACCAGCAAUUACUAGAAUGCUAGCUUCUCUAUUCAAGAGAGAGCCAAGCCGGAGAAUAAAUGCAAGCGAGUGUGUGGCUCGUGGUUGUGCUCUUCAGUGUGCAAUGCUGAGCCCAAUAUUUCGAGUAAGAGAAUACCAGGUUCAAGAUUCAUUUCCUUUCUCCAUUGGACUCUCAUCAGAUAAAGUUCCAAUUUGCACAUUGCCAAAUAGCACGCUUUUCCCAAAAGGCCAGGCUUUCCCAAGUCUUAAGAUACUUGCUCUUCACAGAAAUAAUAUGUUUCAGAUGGAAGCCUUCUAUGCUGAUCCGAAUGAACUGCCUUUUGGCAUAGCAUCACAAAUCAGCAGUUUUAUGAUUGGGCCUUUUCCAGUUUAUCAAUUGGAAAUGGUGAAAGUGAAGGUUAGAGUUCAGUUAAACCUCCAUGGAAUAGUAAACAUAGAGGCAUUCAUGCAAAUUGAAGAUGGUGCUGAAGUUACAAAUGUUACUUCAGAAAAUAUGGUGGCCAAAUCCGACCAUUCACCUUCUGUUGAACAAAAUGGUGCUGAAGUUACUAAUGUUGCACAGUCAGCACCUUCAUCCAUACCUGCGGAUGAAAUUAGGAAAGGAAAAUUUUUCAAAAGGCUUGAAAUUCCAGUCAGUGAGGAAGUCUAUGGAGGAAUGACAAAGGCUGAGCUCUCAGAGGCUGAGAAGAUAGAGCUUCAGUUGGCACAACAGGACUUGAAGAUGGAGCGGAUAAAAGACAAGAAAAAUGCUUUGGAGUCCUAUGUCUAUGAGAUGCGAGAUAAGAUUUUCAGUAAGUACCAGAGCUUUGCCACCGAGUCAGAAAGGGAUGAGAUCUCUAUAAAUCUUCAAAAGACAGAGGAGUGGCUUUACGAAGAUGAACCUGAUGAUGAAUCAGAAAAUAUUUAUAAUCAAAAGUUAGAGGAUCUUAGAAAGCUUGUUGAUCCUAUUGAAAUUCGAUAUAAAGAAGACGAGGCCAGAGAAAAAGCAAGAAAGGAUCUCCUAAGUUGCAUCGCGGAUUAUCGAAUGAAAGCUGGGUCACUUACAGCUGGUGAGAGGGAUGCGGUUAUAGAUGAGUGCAACAAGGCUGAAAAAUGGCUGCAAGAGAAAACUCAACAGCAGGACUCAUUACCAAAAAAUGUUGAUCCAGUGCUGUGGUCAUGCGAAAUCAAGAGAAAAGCAGAGGGUUUUGAUGCGACCUGCAAAUAUAUAACAAAAUCUCUCCCAAGAACAGAUGAUUCGGAUCACAUAGACAAACCAGAUGACGGGGAGUUAGAUUGAUGCUGUUAUACGCUGUUGUUUUAUGUCAUCAAGCAGCAACAGCAGAAAAACAACCAGAAUAUUUAUCCUGAAUUAGGUCCAUUUUAUUGGCUGAUCAGCUAGUUACAUAUUUCACAGGAAUGGUUCAUUAAUUUUGCUUGGAAGUGAGUUUUGUAUUUGCAUAUCCAGUUGCUUGCUAAGAUUCUUUUGCCGUCAUGCAACAUUGGUUCUCUGGUAGGGUUGAAAGAUGCUUUGAGACUGAGGUGGGCUGUAGGUUCAGUACUUAUCCAUACAAGAAAAAAGAAGGGAAAUUUCUUUGACAAAAAUGUAAUAUCCAGGAAGGAUAUGCUUUGGUCAUCAUGCAUAUAUUCUCAUGUGUUUUACCCAACUCAACUGUGUUACCUUUUUUGCAUGAUGAAAUGAGAAUUUACAUAUUUGAUUUUGAUA